AUGUCGUACGCUCCGCCUUCCGGGCCUCCCCCGCCCUCCGUACCUGAGGGAUGGAAAGCGCAGUAUGACGACCGAUACCAGGCUUGGUACUAUGUGGACCUCGCCACGGGCAAAUCGCAAUGGGAUCGUCCCGAAGCUCCUCCGCCGCGCGAUGAUGGUAACCUUCCACCUGAUGCUGCCCCACCGUCAUACAACAACGCUGGCCCUGGUGAUCCAGCAGCGCUAGCCAGCGCCGGGGACAAAAAGCAACACCUGGGAUCAAAUAACCCUUACAACCCGACAAUGACCGGGCCAAGCAAUGUCGCCCCUAACACGGUGGACGAAGACGCACGACUUGCCGCCAAGCUCCAAGCCGAGGAAGAUGCCCGGGCCGGCGCCUCAGGAGUUGGGGCCGGACCCGGAGACCGCGGUGCCUCGUCAGAUUAUUACAACAACGCUCCGCGGCCACAGUCCACCGGCCCAGGCGGAUAUGCAGCAAGCCCAUCGCAAAGUCCGAUCCCCGCGCAGGAACAGAAGCGCAGCAAAGGCGGAUUUUUCAGCAAGCUGAUGGGCAAGAGUUCCAGCUCAAGCAGCAAGCUGCAUCGACCACAGCAACAGUACGCCUCGUAUGCCCAGCAGGGCCCUCCACCUCCGCAGGCCCAAUACUAUGGCGGCGGCGGUUAUCCUCCACAACCUGGGUUCCAGCCUGGGUAUGGACCUCCUGGACCGGGCUACGGAGGAGGGUACGGAGGAUUCCCACCGCAGGGUGGGUAUUACCCGCAACAGCCGCCUCGUAGGCAAGGUGGAGGAGGCAUGGGGACUGCAGGUGCCGCUGCUCUGGGUGUUGGCGGUGGUUUGCUUGGUGGUAUGCUGAUUGCCGAUGCUAUUGACGAUCAUGAGGACCAUGAUGAUUAUGGCGGUGGUGGUGACUUCGGAGGAGGCGAUGACUUUGGAGGUGGUGAUGACUUCUAG
Penicillium bovifimosum is the source of this 951-nucleotide messenger RNA. Its product is annotated as WW domain-containing protein. Lineage: Eukaryota; Fungi; Ascomycota; Eurotiomycetes; Eurotiales; Aspergillaceae. Gene Ontology annotation, molecular function: protein binding. The transcript is spliced from 2 exons. Bases 1 to 951 code for a protein of 316 amino acids. The record is from RefSeq and is a predicted model, not a curated record.